Molecule: messenger RNA, 3355 nt
Organism: Micropterus salmoides (largemouth bass)
Lineage: Eukaryota; Metazoa; Chordata; Actinopteri; Centrarchiformes; Centrarchidae
Gene: fgf22
Product: fibroblast growth factor 22
Exons: 3
Coding region: 890-1561 (223 amino acids)
Biological process (GO): positive regulation of protein phosphorylation; animal organ morphogenesis; positive regulation of cell population proliferation
Cellular component (GO): cytoplasm
Molecular function (GO): growth factor activity; fibroblast growth factor receptor binding
Source: RefSeq, a predicted model, not a curated record
UGACUGACUGACUGACUGACUAACUGACUGACUGACUGACUGACUGCGCACAGCAGAGCGUGAGGCUGUUCACUUACUGCUUCACUGCCCCGUGCUAGCUGACACACUCGCUGACUGCCGCUCACUCUGACACAUACAGACACACUCUCACUGCCUCUCUUUCUCUCUGUCGCAAACACACACCGUCUCUCCCUCCCAUACUCACUCACUUGCUCACUCCCUCUCUUUCUCUCAGUAUCACACACUCAUACACACACACACACACACACACACACAAACACACUCACAGAGUCAGUCACCAACCCUUAUUCAACUCCGUCUCAGCCACGGGUCAGCAGCUCAGACAGGCACCUUGUUUCUAUUCAGCUGGAAAGAGUAGAGCAUCGCAAGGUGCACACACACACAUACAUUCUUCAACUCACAAAAACACACAUAUCCCCACACAUACACUCACUCACACACACACACACACACACACACACUCACACACACACAUGCACAUCCUCAUACAUCCCAGGACUUUAUCUGUGGUACGGGAAAGAAGACCUCAGUCCAAGGAGGAGGAGAAACAGGGAAACAAGGAGCGACACUAAAGAGGAACUUUCAAAGGUGGAUUCAUAAAAUUACAGCACUUGGACAAAUAGAAUCAAAAACAAGACUGAAGAUGACAACUGGAGAAACUCUGACAAGCUUGUUGCUGUAGGAAGGCCUGCUGUCAGCCCAAAGUGGAGACUGGUCAUCUGUGACAUCCAGGAUUUGCUGUGAGUGCCAUUUCCCUCCCUUCUCACUUCAGGACCCCCACCCUCUUGUCAUCCCUCCACUGGGACAUCUCCCAAUCAUCAGCAUGCCUACAGCUUGCACAAGGUGCACCUUGGGAGUCUGACCCACCAUGUGCAGAUGGACGCCAACCGUAGCUCAUCUCUGUCCUGAACCUGCCCUUGGUACCACCACUACUGCAGCCUCUGCUGGGCGACCUCUCCCCCUGCCCAGUGCAGCCUCCCUUUGCCUGGCAUGCUUCACCCUGCUCCUGGUCACCGCUGGCACGGCCACAGGGGCCUGUCCUCCUGGGGUAGGGCAUGAACCCCUUCAGGUGCUGGCGAGUGGCAUCAACUGUUCAUGGACGUUGGAAAGGCACACUCGCAGUUACAAUCACCUAGAGGGCGACGUCCGACUACGGCGACUUUAUUCUGCCAACAAGUUCUUCCUCUGCAUUGACAAAACAGGCAAGGUGGAUGGUACUCGGCGGAAAAACUACGCAGACAGCCUGAUGGAAAUCCGAUCUGUCAGUGUGGGAGUUGUUGCCAUCAAAUCUGUCAGCACCGGGCUGUACUUAGCUAUGUCCAAGAAAGGCACGCUCUUUGGAUCGGUGAAGUACAACCCGAGCUGCAAGUUCAAGGAGCGCAUUGAGGAGAACGGCUACAACACAUAUGCCUCACUCCGCUGGAAGCACGGCGGCAGGCAGAUGUUUGUUUCGCUGAACGGCCGGGGGAAGCCACGGCGAGGUCACAAGGCUCGUCGAAGGCACCCUUCUACUCAUUUCCUGCCCAUGCUCCCCUCCUAGCCACCCAAGUUUGAACUCUGACCGGCAACUGGCUGGCUCACCUGCCUCCUCACACCAGGAUGCCGGGAUGGCGAUCUUUGUUUUUAUUAUUCCAUCCUCCUGUCACAUAAAUGAACUUUUGUUGAGGUUUGUAACAUUUGUAGAGUUAGUAUAAUAUGUACUUUUAAGUUAUUUUCUCUAUUUUCUAAUGAUGUUCAGUAAUACAGUCCAAUACGGUAGAAUUCUACUAUCUUCAGGCAUCUGUCUGGCUACAGUAUCUGUCUGUGUGUCUGAACUGCAUGUAAAGAGGUAUUUGGGUGACUUUAAGAUACUGUAGAGGAUUUAAAAAGGGACAGCAAGACUUGGAAGCAACAAAAUGUGGCUCACUGGUUUGUUAUUUAGCCUAUUUCAGAUACUUAGCUAAAUAGGAAUGGAAGCAUCUGGCACACACAAAAAAAAAUAUUUAUUCCAUCUGUGAUAAAUGACAAGAUUAAAACAAAAAAGUAGCAUCUUUGAAAUAGCUACAAAUCAGGGCUGUAGCUACCACUGAUGACAGAGAUAAUGUCCUCAGUAUUUUUGGGAGGCUUUUUGGAGGAGGGGAUGUCACACUCUACAAUUUAAAACUUACAUUAUUUAGACUUGUUAUAAAAUAUUUAGCCUUACAAAAAAGCCAAUGUGAAUUCAUCAUACCGUCCACCAGUGAUUUCUGUGUAACUCACAUGUAAAAUGUAUGAUAACUAAACUUCAAAAUAACUUCAUCAUAACUAAAAUAUACAUUUAAUAUUACAUGUGCAACACUGUUUCAAAAAUGAUAAAUUCACAUACCAUCAAAUGGUUUAUCACAUGUAAAACAGCAUUUCACUGAAUUCACAUAAUGUGGCUUUUGGACAAUGUAGACAACUUAGAAAUUCACGUUUGAUAGGUGUUGUUUUUUGUAAGGCUAAAUCUGGCUACUUUUAGGCCAACAACAAUAAAUAAACAAAUACAAAAAAAUUAAACUGUACUGACACAUACUGGAUAAGAGACACUGAUCUACACCCCAACUGUACAGAUGAGAUAAAAAUCUCUACACACAUUAAUAAAUGUACUAUUCUGUCUGUAUAUGUCUACAUAUGACAAAAUCACAACAGAAACUAAGCUAACUACUGGGAUGACAUGCUGGAUUUUCUGAAAUGACCUUUGUAUGUUUGUGCAUGCUUCUGUCACACUGCUUCUCCCAUUCAACAACCCACAGCUAAUAGAUUAGAAAUCAGUAUCAUCUAGUCUCUGAUUAUUGUUCCUUAGUUGAGUCGUGAAAUAAUAAUAUACAUUUUGAGUCAUUUAAUACAUUAUAGCAACCAUAGGUACACCAGAUGUCACUAGCAGAAACUUCAUUCAUUUCGUACACAGUAGUAAAUUGUUAUUUCAGACUGCCUCUAUGUCAAGUCUUGCAAACAUUUUCUUGACAACAAGGCUGUUGCUAAUAGAACAUCUAAUAUAUUUAAAACAUUUUGUACUCUUUAACUGUUUGAAGUCGAUGUUUAUUGUUAUUGUCGACCUUUUGUGUGGGAAAUGUAGUCAUAAUGUUAAAAAAGAAGGGGAAAAAGUAACCGCAUUCAAGUCCAUAUUCAGCUCAUUUUGUAUGGUAUUACUACUGGAUAUUGGUACAUUUGUGAUCAACAGCUUUCAGCUAGCCAUCGGCCAGUAAUAGUAGGUUGUAGUCUCAGAACAAACAUCUCUAAUGUCUUUAGAUUAAUUUCAGCAAAAGUAAAAUCAGUUGAGUGCCUUGGCCCAUGCUGAGUUUGGUAAAGUUCAAUAAAAAAUGUGGAUACAUCA